Messenger RNA from Solea solea (common sole), 8476 nucleotides. It is a transcript of the gene grb10b, whose product is annotated as growth factor receptor-bound protein 10b. The transcript has 18 exons. Gene Ontology annotation, molecular function: insulin receptor binding. The coding region runs from base 1888 to 3837 and encodes 649 amino acids. Gene Ontology annotation, biological process: insulin receptor signaling pathway; negative regulation of Wnt signaling pathway; negative regulation of insulin receptor signaling pathway. Lineage: Eukaryota; Metazoa; Chordata; Actinopteri; Pleuronectiformes; Soleidae. The record is from RefSeq and is a predicted model, not a curated record.
AAGCUGACUGACAGAUGGCUAGAGCGACUGAAAUACAAACCGAUCACACAGACAGGUUGACAGUUUAGACGGACAAACCAGACCAACUGGCAAAAAAAACUCAACCUGACUCCUUCGCUUACAAGUCAUGUUUGCCAUUGCAGCUCACAGACACUCACUUAUUUCAGGUUUGGCCUACAUACAGCAUGUGAGGUGAAAAGUUUAACAUUUCCAUUUCCCACUGAAGGUAUUUUUAUUGGACUUCUUGGAAAGGCUCAAGGAAGGGGAAUACUUAAUAACUUGAUAUUUAAUAUGGGAGGAAGGUGUGACCUAAAUAAGUAAUGACUCUACUUAAAAGCAUAAUUAAAGUUAAUAAAUAUGAUUUUAAAUGAACAGUAUAUUAACAUUUGGAUAUGUAACCACACAGUUUUGCUUUGUUAAGCUCAAUCUCCUUUUAUGCUCAAUACACCUUCCUUGUAUGUUGUAUUUACUCUCAUGGUGUUGUUUGCAAACAGUCCAGCAACCUUUUAAGUCCUCACACCCAUCUUUGGUCUGGUGAGGUAGGCAGCCGCCAGCCACUGAUCCUCCACCACCUUGUAAAAGAGAACUGUUCAGGGAAAUGUUUCUGCCGUUUCAAUUAGGCUUUACUUUAAAUAGCCCAGGUUUCUGGUGAUCCUGGUUGUGACCUUUGGCUUCUCCACAGGGCUUAUCACCCAGGGAUGUUAAAGCUGGACCCUUGAAAUUGAAUCAUGCAUCAGCAGCAUCGUGUAUUUUUAAAUACGUAAUUCACGCUACUGCAGAAAAUAUACUUUCACAGAAUUAUAAACCUGAAAUGAUUAAUUGAUGAUGAAUGUCUAAAAUAUAUAAAUCAUAUUGAUGGCGCACAAUGACGUUUGAAUAUGUUGAUAGUGUUCCAGUGAUAGAGGAAUCAGUACCUGGAAACUUGUUUAAAAACAACCAGGGUUGACCAAAGUGCUUUACAAAGUCCAAGACAUAACAACAAGGUAUAAACAUAAAAACAAUAAAAACAUAUGCUCAAUGGUGGGGGCAGAUUUAAUUUCAGUGGGUAAAUCAUUCCGUAGUUUGGGGGCAGCUACAGAAAAGACUUGGUCGCCCCCGGUUUUUAGUCUAAAAGCAACCUGUUUUUAGAUCUCAGUGCUUGGGGUGGGGUGUAAAGAUAAGGGAGUUCAUCACAUUGUUAUUCCAUGACAGUAAAUUUUAAUGUCCUGGCUAGUGUUUGGUAGAAAGAGCACCACCAUGCACUAAAUCAGCUGGAAGUAGCUUUGUUAGUUUGUGUGAAAGUCACUGAAACCUGAUUCUGACCUUAUCACAUAUUUUCAUCCAUUAUUUGCUCUGUCAAUUUAAUAAGUAAUAGAAAAAGUGAAAGAAAGUAAUUUAGUAAAAACUGUAUCUUAUAUAAAGUUUGAGCAAGGAACCAAAGUAAAAGAUAACAAUAUUACUGACUGGGAUGCACCGAUCCAAUAUUUGUAUCGGGAAUAGUUCCCGAUGUUGCAGAAAAUUCUAGAUCAGGUAUCGGUGACAAUGGACCGAUCCAUAGCGGCCGAUCUAUUCAGUCCAAUUCUAUGCUGCGCGCUGUGAGUGACGUCAUACGCAAGCAACACGGCGUGCUGAAGCCCGCAAUGUUUUCAAAAUGAAGCGAGCGAAAGGAUAAAUUAUCUGGAACUUUUUUUCACACUACCUCAGCCAACAAACUCGACGACUACUUGCAAUACCGGCGCAGGAAAUGUUCCGAGGGGCGGUCAUUGUUAUGGAUAGGCAACCGCUCUCGGUUGUCGGGAACAAGGGAUUCCGACUGCUAAUUAGCCACCUGGAGCUACGGUUCUUUUCUCUCCGUCCUGUGUUGAAACGGAUCCAACAAAGACAGGACAGCCAGGAAAUCAACAAAACAUGGCUGUGGCCAGGUGUCCGGAUUAUUUUCUGCAUCAUCCAAAUUAUCAGCCGGACAACAUAGACCGGUCCUCCAAUCACAGGCAGGCUGAUCUCAUUGGUCCGACCUUCCAUCAGUCAGUGAAUCGGAGUUCUCCUAACCAUCAAGCAGAAGAUGACGUUGAUCUCGAGGCCCUGGUGAAUGAUAUGAACUCUUCGCUGGAGAGCCUCUACUCCACCUGCAGUGGUCACCAGACAGAGUCCACCCCACUACUACACAAUGGACAGUCCACUGCAUCACACCAUCAUCACCACCAUCCCCAUCAUCAUCCUCACACACAACUUAACCACCAACGGCAGGGUCAGCAUCCGCAUGCGCUGUGUCAAGUCACCUCGGAUCCUUCCUCCUCCUCCGCACUGGCAGACUCACCUCAAACUGGCCUGCGACGGUCACAGCCUAUGCACAUCCUCGCUGUCAGGAGGUUGCAGGAGGAGGAGCAGCAACUGAGGACAUCGUCUCUCCCGGCCAUCCCAAACCCCUUUCCUGAGCUGUGCAGUCCAGCAAGCUCACCCGUCCUCAGUCCUGGGUCCCUUCCUCCUGGAGAGCCCUCCAAUGGCAAAUAUAUCAUCUCAAGCUCUGACAGAUUGGAUGAAACCAUGUGUGAACUGUCAACGUAUCCUCAGAUUGUGAAGAUCUUCAGUGAAGAUGGCAUGGGUAAAGUGGUGGAGAUCCCAGCUGACAUGACAGCCAGGGACCUGUGCCAGCUCCUGGUUUAUAAAAGCCAUUGUGUGGAUGACAACAGUUGGGCACUUGUUGAACACCACCCACUGUUCGGGCUAGAACGCUGUCUAGAAGACCAUGAGCUGGUGGUUCAGGUCCAGGCCUCAAUGAACAGUGACAGUAGAUUCCUCUUCAGGAAGAACUAUGCCAAAUAUGAAUUCUUCAGAAACCCUUUGACGUUUUUCCCAGAGCACAUGGUUGCAUGGUGUCAGGAAACCAAUCGUACGAUUCCACCCUCUCAGCUCCUUCAGAGCUUCCUAGCCACCAGUAGCUGUCCAGAGAUCCAGGGUCACCUGUAUGUGAAAGAGGUCGGACGGAAGUCAUGGAAGAAGGUUUACAUGUUCCUGCGGCGCUCGGGACUCUACUGUUCGACAAAAGGAUCGUCAAAGGAGCCCAGACAUCUACAGUUACUCGCAGACAUAGAAGAAAGCAAUAUCUUCACUGUCGUCACAGGCAAAAAGCACCACAGUGCACCCACAGACUACGGCUUCUGUAUCAAGCCCAACAAAGGUCGAGGGGAGUUAAAGGACUUGAGGAUUUUGUGUGCAGAGGAUGAACAGGCAAGGAUGUGUUGGAUGACUGCCUUCAGACUAUUUAAGUACGGGAUUGUGUUGUACCAGAAUUACAAGAUCCCUCAACAGAGAAAAACCUUAAUUUCACAUUUCUCAGCACCUGUGCGGAGUGUGUCGGAGAACUCCCUUGUAGCGAUGGAUUUCUCAGGGAGGAUAGGCAGAGUGAUCGACAACCCUGUGGAAGCUCAGAGUGCCGCCAUGGAGGAGGGACACGCAUGGAGGAAGAGGAGUCAACGACUGAACGUAUUAGGCUCCCACAGUCCACUGCACCACUCGUCCCUGAGCUCAGUUAUCCACAUAACGCAGCUGUGGUUCCACGGCCGAAUAUCGAGAGAAGAAUCCCACCGCAUUAUCCAUCAGCAAGGAAAUGUAGACGGGCUGUUUCUGCUGAGAGUCAGUCAGAGUAACCCCAAGUCAUUUGUGCUCACAUUGUGCCAUCACCAGAAAAUCAAACAUUUCCAAAUACUACCGUGUGAAGAGGACGGCCAAAGCUUCUUCAGCCUUGACGAUGGCGCCACCAAAUUCACCGACCUGAUUCAGCUGGUGGAGUUCUACCAGCUCAACAGAGGAGUGCUGCCUUGUAAACUCAAACACCCUUGCACCGUCGUGGCCUUAUGACAUCCUCAAAACACCUGACCCCCACUUACCCUCAUCACUUGACUCUGCCUGAAACAAGCAAAACAAAAAGAAUCAUUCAGUCGGAUGGUUCUUCUGUUUUUAUCUUAAUAAGAAGCUGGUGAAUUGACUGAUGGUUUAGUGUUGUUUUAUGUUGUUGUGAGUCUGCCAGAGACUGCUGACUUGUUGGAUUUUUUUUUUUUUUUGCAUGGAUGUUUGAGGAGUCAGAUGUGCAACGCGCUCCUGAGGUUCCGCAGUCGAGACAAGAGAGCGUACAGGAAACGAACACUGCCAUGUGUGUCAGUGCUGUUGCAGAAUCUUCCGCAGUCUUGCUCUAUUCACAGUCAUUAAUAAGCUUCAACUGGACAAUCAGCCGCAUCAUUUUGUGCUUUUGUUAGGACCACUCACUCAAACUUUUCAUCGCACGUCCUCAAAGAAUUUACUGUAGAUGGAGAGUUGAUUGUUUUGCACUCAUCAAACUUGGAGUGGCCUUUGACGGGGGUGUGUGUGUGUGUGUGUGUGUGUGUGUGUGUGUGUGUGUGUGUGUGUGUGUGUGUGUGUGAUCUUGUGUUGUUGAACUGUGAGAUGGUGCCAGCGCCCUCUGGUGUCACAGGCAUGCAAGGACAUGUCCAAACUCAACUUGGAUGAAAUUUGGAGGUGACAGGAAGAAUGGGUGCUUCCGUAUCCGCCUGAGGUUUGGGGGACAUCGGAAGUUUGUAAAGUCAAAAUCCCCUGGUGAAAAAAAGCCUUAGGGAAAAACCUGGACCUAUUAGAACAAAGUGUUUUUUUGCAGUGGACAACACCUAGUCUUUAUUGUUUGCUCACUCGGAAAAUUCAUUUGUUCAUCUCUGACAACACAGGGUUUCAUUUCUUAUUGAUACAUUCAUUGAAGUUUUAUACUGUUAUCAAUAUUAUCUGAAUUUUUUUUUUUUUUUUUGCAUUCUGAUUAUGUGCAACUCUUCAUUAUUUACCUAAGCUACAAGGGGGUCAUUUUGUACUUGUUGUUCUAUUGCACGCUCCAGUUUUCCAAAAAUAUUUACCAGGCUACUUCCACAGAAGCGAGUUGGCAUGAAUCAAACUAUGGUGUCAUUCAGGGUAAAAUAACGAGUAAUAAAGCUUGAACAACUGUAACCAGGUGGACAGAUUUCAAGUGAAGCCAUAUGCAGUAGUUUUAUUUUAUUUUAUUUUUCACUGUAGGUAAUAUCAAGCUACCUGUUGUAUAAGCAUCAGCUUUUUUUUUUUCCUCCUCACCACAGCACAGGAAGGGUAACCACUAAUAUUUCCCUCAGGAGUUUCACCCACUUAACAGUCAGCAAGUCAGAGGAAACCCUUUGCCAAACAAAACUGCUUCAGCACGGAGAUACAGUGGAAACCCGUGGACAAAAACCUGUCCUCGUACCUCACACUUAUUUCAGUAUCUGAUCCGGCAGUCACCGCGGAGCGUGGCUCCACACUGAUGGUAGACGUUGUGCAUUACAUGCAGCAUAAUGCAGCCUUUUAUCUGCCUGUGAGCAAACUGUGUCACAUACACACUGACUGCACACCACCCAGUUAUGGACGUGCUCAUCGACUCUCUCUUCUGUGCUCGUCUCACUCAGAUGAUAUAUUCUAAUACACUGUUAGUGAGAAUACUCAGCAGUGAGGCAGCAAAUGUUAGGUUUCAGACUUAAGACCGUUUCUGUCUUAAUCCAUGUCCCUUCAUUUGACUUUACUAACUUGACUAUAGUUUUUGAAUGAUCAGGGUGUACAGCUCUUACCGAGUUACUAAAUCAGCAACAAAAAUCCCACCCAGCAUAUUAUUUUUAAAUGAUUUCCCCUUUGUGUUUUCUUCAAAAUGAGCUUCUGCAAUCGACUUUUCACUUACUUUUUUUCUUUGAAUAGACAGCGAUGCUUUUUAAGUGUCUCUAGUCGAGCGUGGACCUAAAUGCAGAUCACAUAAAGGGUCAAACUCAGCCAACUCAAAAUCUGGGAAGACUGGAGGUAAAUAAUUCAAAUUCUACUUUGGAUUUCAAGUCGAUGUUUAGUCUGAGCCCGGUCACUAACUCUGUGACUGAAAUUCACUCAGAAACCUUGCCAUUAUUAUCAUGACGUUUUUUUUUUAUCAGUUUGUAUUUUUUAACACACUCCCUUCAAAGUGUUGCUCGUAGUAGCCGUGUUUAAUCUUGCAGCUGUCAGAUGGUUGGAAAUCUGUUUGUGUUUACCAACAUCAGCAGCCGUCUUUUAUUUACCUGCUGCAGGUUGUUAUAAUAAGACAUACUAUAAUAUCUGAUUUGCAGAAUAGCCGCACUAUAUUGACACUUUGCGUGGUCACCAUCUAAGAUGCAAUGACUCAAUCAUAUAUAUAUUUUUUUUUUUUUUUUCUCUAAGUAUUGCUGCAGCAAAAUGUAUUUAUUUAUCUGGAUGUGAUUACUUGAACAUUUUUAGAUUUCUUUAUCUCAGCGCUGUUCUGUACUGUUCUGUUAUCAUUACAUGAAAUGAUUGACCAGUGUGAUUUAUUAUUUUUAUUAUUAUGACCGAGCAUCUUUUUUUGACUUUUUUUUCUUUUUAGUUUUGAUUAUUCACAAAUGUAUUUGUCAUCAUCAACACUUGAUAUGAAGUGAUGUUUUAAAGCACACUGACAUCCAUAGUAUUCACAUUGUCAUUCCGAUAUAUGACGAGAUGAAUGAUGUGAGAUUUAAAAACACAAUAAUGACUUGAGUUUCCCAAAAAAUGAAUCACUAAGAUGUUUUUCAUACUCACCCCUCCCCCCCAAUUUAAAUUCUUCCAUUUUGAAUCUAUAACAAUAAUUUGUUUCAAACCUUUUGUGCUAAGAGGCCUCACAUUUCUCCCAUUAUCAUCACUGUUGUGUGGCGACCCCAGAUAAUAAGUCUAAGAAACAUAGCCACAGAUGUUUUGGUAAACUGGGUCAAGUAAGGCUCAACAUGCUUUCUCCUUGAAGAAAAUAUAGCAAAAAAAAAUGUAGAAAAAAAAGAGAAAAAAAUCCCUUUAGGUUCAAGUUAAAGCCUCUAAAUGAGAAUCUUCAAAAUGCUUAGUUUAGAUAUAUUUGAAGAAAUGCAUAAAACGAUCUCCACACAUAUGUAGGUAACUGUCAUAAUUCUAAACUGGGAACUAACUCAACCAAACCAGAACAACAUUGAUCUCAAAAUAAGUCAAUUUCCCUAGAGAAUCUGUUACGACUCUGGACUCUGGAUUGGAUCACUGAGCAGCAUCCUAGACUAUUAAGAACUCACUGACUCAAUGAUGCCAGUGAUGUUCAAGAACAAAUCCAAGGUGGUAAGUAUUUAAAUUGGUACCAAGUGAUAUACCUCUAACCUUUUAGUUCACAUUGACUCGUUUACCCUCUAAAAUCCCCCAGUGUUGCAUUUGUUUUUAUGGUGGCAGAUGUUAGGCCACAGUGUCAGUGUCACGUUUAGGGUUUGGAUGUUGCAGGAUUUUAGUUUCUCUAAAUGCAAACGGUAAAAGUGUGAACUCAGUGAGUCAGUAUGGACAAAUGAAUCAGGUGAUUUUGGAAAUCCACAACUUUUACACGUAACAGAGAUGAAUGUAAGUGGGUUGCUCAGGGUUGAUAGGGAGCACGUUUUAAAAACUACUGGUCCGUCGGAUAACUUGGACUAUCAUGUACAGGAUGAUAAAAGACUCCUCAAUGUUGUAGUUUCAUUAAGCUGGGGGGAGUUCAUUCUUUUUCCUCCAUUAUGUGCACCACCUAUCUGCUAGUUGUGAUUACUUGAAAUAUCCUGACAACAAAAUUGACUAGAUCCCAAGAGUACAUUUAGUUUAACUGUUUUUAAAAAAAAAAAAAAUAAUAUAUAUAUAUAUAUAUAUAUUAUUGUUAACACUAUUACCUAAAAAAACAACAAAUAAACAAAAAGCCGGAACUACUUACCUGGCUACCUAAUCUGAUUUCCCUAUGUUUUCACUGUGGGCUGAACAACUCUGUCAUUUUCAACUUAAUCUGAUCCAUGCUAAAUCUGUUUUCAGUGUUCACUUGUGAACCACAGCAUCAUUUUCGGUAGCCAGGUCAUUUGUGACCACAGCUGGUGCCUCUGGUGACUUCUGGUUCUUGACAUAAACCUGACCUGUUGUUUGGACUGAAUGACAAACCUUCCCCGUCACACUCGGGGACAAAGUGACUGAGAGCGAAUGCUUGUGUUUUCAGCUGCACUUUCAGUUUGACCUUCCUUUUUUUUUUUUUAUUCUUUUUUUUAAAUGAAAGUGAAUUGGCCCCAAUCCUGCAAAGAUGGUAGGAUUGAUCGACCAUCAUCUUGGCCAUUGUGCAUUUUCAUAACUUUGUCACAAUGCAAGACACCAUAGCAACAAGUGAAUAUACAGACCUAUAUAUAUAUAUAUAUAUAUAUAUAAAUAUGUAUAUAAAAUAUAUAUGUCUGUAUAUGUAAAUGUAUACAUAUAGAAAUAUAAACUAUUACGUCUUUCAGGGAAUGCAAAAAUGAACACAGUAACUUGUCUCUUUUGGGUAAGAGCGAGGGAGCUAUUGUAUUCAUAAUGUGCUUUGCUUCAAUCUGUAAAUAUUUGAAUGGCUUAUAAAUCAUAAUUGUAACCUUUUCAGGUAUUUUUGUACAAAUAAGGGACUGAUAUAUUCUGUUUAUUGUAAUUAGAAUAAAACAUUAAUACAUUGAUAUAACAA